Cladocopium goreaui is the source of this 688-nucleotide messenger RNA. The record is from the annotation of a GenBank genome assembly. Lineage: Eukaryota; Dinophyceae; Suessiales; Symbiodiniaceae.
AGGUCACCUGCGAAUGUUGCCACUCCGACGAUUGUGUCCACAUCGCCCACAGCUGCCUUCGUCAGUGGAGGACCUGUUUCCACGUCGCUGCAAGCCCCUCCCUUCAUGCAGAGUAUUGGAAGUCAGGCACAGCCAAUUAUGACACUGCCACAAGCACAGCCAAUGCCUGCUGCUCCAGCUGUGACAUCAUCCUCGGGAGUUUUUGUGCCUUCUCCUGUUCCUGGAGCUGGUUCGCCUGUCAUCACCUCCGUUCAGCCCGGCUCUGGGUUUGUGCCAUCUCCAUCUGGCAAUGCGAGCUUCGUGGUGACUAGUAUGAGUGGUGCAUCACCCGUGGCUGUCGCGCCCGGGACUGCAGCAGUGCCCAUGCAAUCUCCGCCAGCGUUCCAAAACAUUCCCGCAGGUGCAGAUCCUCCCUUCCCUGCCAAGCCAGCAGCCAAAGCCAAGGAGGAGAAGCCCAAACGAUCCAAAAAAAAGAAGGCCAAAUGCUGCGGCUGCUUCUGAGAGGAUUGGUGAAAUGGAAGAAGCCCAUGAUGGACAUAAUCAGGCAAUCUGGGCUUCCAGUUCUUAGGCCAGCUGCAGUGUGCAGCCGUGAUCCUUUUGCACCAAUGAUUGAAGAACAGACGUAGCAAGACAGAUUUGAAGAGCAGCUUGCUAUGCCACGCUAUCUAAAGGAAGAGCAGCUAGAAAC